CACCAAUCGCAUCAUUAUCAUUAUCAUCAUCAUGAUCAGAAGAGAAACAAUGGAAUUUCCUUCAUAUUCUCAUCUUAAAAAGGUUUGAAUUUGAUAAUCUGUUGAUCGCGUUUUUGUGGAUUGUUUGAUCUGAAAGAGGUAUUUUUGAAUACCCUUUUGCUUGAAUCGAAUAUAUUUUAGCGGUAGAAAGAAGUUUACGGACGAAUAUAUUAUUUAUUUUAGGGUUAGGGUUUCGGGGAUCUGUCGUUUUGCUGUUGAUUAGCAAGUUAGUUUUUUUUGAUGUUCUGCUGUGAAAAUUUUUGGUGAUUGAAAGUGGGAAGCUGUUCUUUUGCUGUAGAAGUUCGGGUUGAUUUAGGUUGGAAAUUGCUGAAGUUUAGUCUUUUGUUGAUAAUGAGGGGGGAGAGGAGAUUUGGAGGAGAUGCUAGAGGUCCACCACGGUUGCCGGAAAGGAGAAAGGAUUGUGGUUACUCGCCUCGACAGAGGAAUAGGAACAGGGAUUACUCGUCUCCACGGAGAAUUAGGGAUGAGGGUUACUCGCCUAGACGGAGGAUAAGAGACAGGGAUUAUGUGUCUCCACGGAGGAUUAGGGGCUCACCCCCAAUGAGGAUUCAAGAGCGGAAGAACUCACCACCAAGGAGGUAUCAGGGGCGUGAAUACUCACCCGUGGAAACUAACAGGAACCGCGAUCGCUCACCACCAGUAAGGAGACGGAACCAGGAAUACUCACCACCAGGAAGGAAUAGGAACAUGGAGAUUUCGCCACCAGCAAGGACUAGGAACUGGGAGCAGCACUCACCAGGAAGGAAUAGGAACAGGGAGAUUUCACCACCAGCAAGGACUAGGAACUGGGAGCAGCGCUCGCAACGUGGACGGAGUAGGGAGCGUCACCUUUCACCUAGUGGCCAGAUGAUUGGUGAACAGCAGGGUGAGUACUUUCACGAGCUUGAGAGGUCGAGAAGGAUGGGAAUUGAUGGUGGUGGAGACUUUGGAGAGUUGCAGAAUGCCCGACCCUUGAAUUAUGUUGGUGGAGAUAGAGACUAUGGGCCAUCUCAGAGCUUGAGAAUCUCUGAUCGCGAUAGAGGAAACACUGACAUUCUUGGUGAACAUUCACACAGGCUGCAUGAGAAAAAGGAGGGCUCAGGGAAUGAGGACUCAACUUCCAAUAAGUAUCCAUGGAGCCAUUUGUUAGAUAAGCCUAGAAAGUUUGAUACUGUUAAUGGGUCCAAAGACUAUGGAGUUAGUGGUAGUAGAGUAAGCAGCGAGAGAGAUAAUCGUGGAAGGCCCUAUCCGGGUUUUGUGGAUGGUAGCAUUUCUUCAGAAGCUGAUAAGAGGGCAUUGUACUCUUCAUAUGAAUCUCAUCUUCCUGAUGUUGGUGUACAACCAAGAAUCUCUGGCAUUGGAAAUAGUGGUGGCUACUCAUUGCCAUCACGUUAUUUGGAUGCUGAUCCUCUCAAAGAGGAGGAAAUACAUUUACAAGAAGGGUUUCAUUCUCAUAAAGCAGCAGGAGGAAGAGUGCCGUCAUCAAUGGACCCAUACAUGGAGGAAUCCUUGAAGACCAGACGAUAUUCAGAAUUCAAUACUGAUUACAUGAUAUCGUCAUCUCACUCUAACAUGGUGCCCGGAGUUAAUAAGGAUGAUAUCACCAGUUCAUAUAGUAUAGAGGGCCAAAUUUGUUCACAUGGAGGUAGACUGGACAGUGGAAAGGCUAUUGAGUCUAUUGGCCAUGCCGGAUAUGAUAAAAAUCCCAGGACCAUAUCUUCCCUGAACCCUGAAAAGCAAGUUAGUGGUUUCAGGAACUACACGGAGUCUUACUUUGGUCGAGCUGAGGAAAGGCGUGAAACAUACAGUUAUUCUGACAUUCAAAGAGGUGAAGUUGGUAGUCCUAAUGCCCUGUCUAGUGAAUUCUAUGGGAAGAGGGUGGGUUCUGGAGAAGCACAUUUUCAAGAUGUUCCAAGGAAUAACAUGGGAUUGGGCAAAUAUGAUGAAUUUUCUCAUCGGGAGAUUUUGAUGGAAGAUAAGCCACGGGAAUCUCUUUUUUCUUCACAAAGACUGUCAACGCCGGAUUAUUUUGAGUCCCGCAGAGCACUAGACCAAAGAAAGCCAGAUGUGGACAUAUUGGAUUAUGGGGCUAAUCGUCUACAGUAUGAAAAUGAAACACAUCGAGGCUAUGAAAACUCCCGUAAAAGAGAGCUUCAUAAGUAUCAGAUGGAUGAUGAUCUUCUAGAAAGAUCUGAUGCCUUGUAUAGAGAACAUGACCCCCAUUUAGAGAAGAUAGAGGCAGGUUCUCGUGAAAGAUUUAUUUCAAGGGACUUGCCUGGAUCAUCUAAUCUUUCUCUUAGAGAAAAACAUGGCACAAUGACCAAUCGUAGUGCCGGAAUUAUGAUUUCAAGUGAUAUAAGGAGUGCACACAUAACCCAUGACCGUGAAGAUGCUGAUGAAAUGCGGAUCAGUAGGGAUAUGGAUUCUGUAGUUAUGUCUAGAAAGCCAAAUGUCCCGCGCUCCAAAUUUGUGAAGAAUGGUAGGCCACACAAAGCUGCUGCCACUAAUAGUUCCACCAGAAACCUUUCAGUGUCAAUGUUGAGACGUACAAGCAAAUUUAGUAAAUCUGGUGGAAGUGAUAUAAAGAAGCGGCUGGGGCCACGUUACCAGAAUGUUGAUGUUGAACACCCACUAGGAACAAAAUAUAAAUCUUCACUGAAGAAGCGUUUGGGACCCCGUUUAGUGAAGAAUCAUGCUCCUCCACCAUGGGUGAAAAAGUUCAAUUCUCAUGAGCUCUCUAGAAAUCAAGAUACUUUAGAUGAAAGUGUUGCUGAACAAGGUGAUGACCCCAAAGAAGGUAUUACUACUACAGCAAAAACUGAACCUUCUGAGAACUCUAAGGAUUUUAAGCAGCUGGUCCAAAAUGCCUUCUUCAGGUUCGUGAGGCACUUGAAUGAGACUCCAGCUAAAAGAAGAAAAUACAGUGAGCAAGCUGGUAGUUUAAAGUGCCUCGUGUGUGGCAGAGAUUCAGAAGAGUUCGCAGACUCAGAAAGCCUCGUGCGUCAUGCAUUAACAUCCUCUAAGACUGGUCUCAGAUCACAGCACUUAGGCUUUCACAAAGCUUUAUGUGCUUUGAUGGGAUGGAAGAGUGCAGAUUCUCAUGAAGAUAGUUGGGUUCGUGAAAAGCUAUCUAAUGCUGAAACUGUGGCUUUGAAGGAAGAUCUAAUCAUCUGGCCUCCAGUUGUUAUCAUCCAUAACAGUUCCAUAAAUAGCAGCAAUCCGGAUCAGCGUGUGGUUGUAUCAGCUGAAGAGCUCGAGUCUAAGCUGAGAGAGAUGGGCUUUGGGGAGAAGGCCAAGGUUUCUCGUGGUAAGCCUGCAAAUCAGAGUAUUCUUAUGGUGAAGUUUAGCGCUACUCUCUCAGGUUUGGAAGAAGCAGUAAGACUCUGUGACAUAUAUGCCCAUAGGAAGCAUGGAAGGGCGGAGUUCCAGCGUAUCAGUUCUGGUCACUCUGGAAACAAUGACGAUGAAAUUAAAGAACCAUUGACAGAUAAGGUAGGUAAAAUCCUUUAUGGUUACCUUGGAAUUGCAGAAGACCUGGACAAAGUUGAUUUUGAAACAAAGAAACGAAGUUCUGUGAGGAGCAAAAAGCAGAUCAAGGAUAUUGCAGUUGCGCCUUAAGAAGGAAGACCAAAUUUUAGUUUGGCAGGGCAAAAAUUUAUGUUCUGAAUGAUAGCUAGACACUUUGGCUUUUGCUUUUGCUUGUAGCUAAUUAUAUUUUGCUAUCUAACUUGAUGAAAGUAGAUACUCCCAAAUGUC
Molecule: messenger RNA, 3795 nt
Organism: Solanum stenotomum
Lineage: Eukaryota; Viridiplantae; Streptophyta; Magnoliopsida; Solanales; Solanaceae
Exons: 3
Coding region: 391-3657 (1088 amino acids)
Biological process (GO): regulatory ncRNA-mediated gene silencing
Source: RefSeq, a predicted model, not a curated record